Mesitornis unicolor (brown roatelo) is the source of this 1500-nucleotide messenger RNA. RefSeq names its product scavenger receptor class B, member 1 (gene SCARB1). The annotation marks the transcript as partial. The record is from RefSeq and is a predicted model, not a curated record. The transcript is spliced from 12 exons. Gene Ontology annotation, cellular component: caveola; cytoplasm. NCBI's taxonomy places the organism in Eukaryota, Metazoa, Chordata, Aves, Mesitornithiformes, Mesitornithidae. Gene Ontology annotation, molecular function: lipid binding; low-density lipoprotein particle binding; scavenger receptor activity. Gene Ontology annotation, biological process: cholesterol import; cholesterol efflux; recognition of apoptotic cell.
GAUGGCAGCUGCGAGGAGGCAAAGGUGUCCUGCAUGGCGCUGUCGGGACACAGCUGGCUCGCCAUCCCCGUGCUCUGCCUGCUUUUUGGGACAUCCCUGCAGAACGUCAGGAUCAACCCCAGCAGCAUGUCCUUCAACAUGUGGAAAGACAUUCCCGUGCCUUUCUACAUGUCGGUGUACUUCUUCGAAGUGCUGAACCCCAAGGAGAUCCUCCGGGGAGCGAAGCCAGUGGUGAACCAACGUGGACCUUAUGUUUACAGAGAAUACAGGUAUAAGACAAAUAUCACAUUCCAUGACAACGACACUGUCUCCUUUCUGGAAUACCGGCAACUUUUCUUCGAGCCAGACAGGUCCAACGGCACUGAAGAGGAGUACAUCGUUGUGCCAAACAUGUUGUUGAUGGGGGCAGCUGUGAUGAUGGAGAACCUGCCAAACUUUAUGAAGCUUUUGCUGAGUGGAGCCCUGGCUGGCCUGAAACAGGAGGCGUUCAUGAACCGGACAGUGGGGGAGAUCAUGUGGGGGUAUGAAGACUCUCUUAUAGACACAGUAAAUGCGUUUGUUCCUGGCCUGAUCCCUUUCAAGGGGAAAUUUGGCUUAUUUAUAGAGCUUAACAACUCUGAUUCGGGACUGUUCACGGUGAACACCGGCAUGAAGGACAUCAGUAAAGUCCACAUGGUGGAUUCAUGGAAUGGACUAAAGGAGGUGGACUACUGGGGGAGCAGCCAGUGCAACAUGAUCAACGGGACCUCGGGGGAGAUGUGGCCACCGUUCAUGUCCCCAACGUCAUUGGAGUUCUACAGCCCCGACGCCUGCAGAUCCAUGACACUGGUGUACAAGCAGUCUGGGAAGUUCAAGGGUGUGCCCACCUAUCGCUUUGUGGCACCGAAAACUCUCUUUGCCAAUGGCACGGACUAUGCACCCAACGAAGGCUUCUGCCCCUGCAUGCAGUCCGGCAUCCAGAACAUCAGUUCCUGUAGGCUAAACGCACCGAUGUUCAUUUCCCAUCCUCACUUCUACAACGCUGACCCAGCCCUGGUGGACGCCGUCGAAGGCCUCCACCCCAGCAAGGACGAGCACGAGCUCUUCCUUGACGUGCACCCGAUGACAGGCAUCCCAAUGAAUUGCUCCAUCAAGCUCCAGCUGAACCUGUACAUAAGGAAGGUGCCCGGGAUAAUGCAAACAGGGAACAUCAAGCCAGUGGUCCUGCCGCUGCUCUGGUUUGCAGAGAGCGGAUCCAUCGAAGGUGCAGUCCUAAAGCAGUUUUACAGCAACCUGGUGCUGCUGCCGUCCUUGCUGGACUACCUGCAGUAUAUCCUCCUUGGGCUGAGUGUCCCGCUCAUUAUCUCAGCAGCUGUACUCAUGGCACAGAGUCAGGAAAAAUGCUCUUUAUUUUGGAGUAGCAAUAAAAAGAACUCAGACAGUAAUAAGGCCAACCAGGCCACUUCAGCCAAAAAGCUGCCUCCGGUUAAGGGGACGGUGUUGCGAGAAGCCAGACUGUAG